AUGUCUGCGUGCAAGACCCCAUUUUCGAUAGAAUCGAUUCUAGCGGAGCCGGUCAUGUGCGCGGACAAAGAAAACCAAGAGCCAAGAAACCAGAAGCCACCGUUCAGCUACAACGCUUUGAUCAUGAUGGCCAUUCGUAAUAGCCCAGAUAAGAAGUUGACGCUGAAAGGGAUCUACGAGUACAUCACGAAAAAUUUUCCGUAUUUCCAGGAGAAUCAACAAGGAUGGCAAAACACAAUCAGGCAUAACCUGAGCUUGAGCAAAUACUUUAUCAAAGUGCCGAGGUCGUUCGACGAUCCGGGCAAGGGAAACUAUUGGAUGGUCGAUCCAUCGGCUGACGACGUUUUCAUUGGCGAAACCACGGGGAAAUUGAGGAGGAGAGCCAACGAUGCGACGCGCAUUCCUCUAAUGAACGUCACGGGCAUGCCGAUUCGUUAUCCGGGAUACUAUCCGGGACCGGAGUAUCAGGAAUAUGUUCACGGUCAAAUGGUGAGCGUCGGUUAUCCGCAGUGUUACCCUCAUUCGGUAGACUACAUUAAUUUGCAGCAACACGUUCAUUACCAGAUGACUACGCAUAACUAUCACAAUUUGUAA
This is a messenger RNA of Cylas formicarius (sweet potato weevil), 594 nucleotides long. RefSeq names its product forkhead box protein G1-like. The transcript has a single exon. Gene Ontology annotation, biological process: regulation of transcription by RNA polymerase II. NCBI's taxonomy places the organism in Eukaryota, Metazoa, Arthropoda, Insecta, Coleoptera, Brentidae. Gene Ontology annotation, cellular component: nucleus. The coding region runs from base 1 to 594 and encodes 197 amino acids. The record is from RefSeq and is a predicted model, not a curated record. Gene Ontology annotation, molecular function: DNA-binding transcription factor activity; sequence-specific double-stranded DNA binding.